CCGGUUGCUAAGUGACCCUUGGCUACCUGGCUGCAGGAUGCUGGACGGCGUCAGGUAAAGAUGGUCAUCGCCGGGUCUCAGGACACCAUGGAGAAAGAGCUUCGGAGCACCAUUCUUUUCAAUGCAUCCAAAAAGGAGAUCUUUACCACCACUAGUGGGUAUAAAUCCAUGCAGAAAAGACUCCGGAGUAAUUGGAAGAUUCAGAGCUUAAAAGAUGAAAUUACAUCAGAGAAACUAAUUGGAGUGAAACUGUGGAUUACAGCUGGACCGAGGGAAAAAUUUACAGCAGCUGAGUUUGAAGUCUUGAAGAAAUACCUUGAUGGUGGUGGAGAUAUCCUUGUAAUGCUAGGAGAAGGUGGAGAAUCCAGAUUUGACACCAAUAUUAAUUUUCUACUAGAAGAAUAUGGAAUCAUGGUUAAUAAUGAUGCUGUGGUAAGAAAUGUGUAUUACAAAUAUUUCCAUCCUAAAGAAGCUCUCGUUUCCAACGGAGUCUUGAACAGGGAAAUUAGUCGAGCAGCAGGGAAGGCCGUGCCUGGGUUCAUUGACGAAGAGAGUGGUGGAAACAAUGCCCAGGCUCUCACCUUCGUCUAUCCGUUUGGUGCCACACUGAGCGUCAUGAAGCCGGCAGUCGCGGUUCUGUCCACCGGCUCCGUCUGCUUCCCCCUUAACAGACCCAUCCUGGCUUUCUACCACGCUAAGGGCCAAGAUGGGAAGCUGGCAGUACUCGGUUCAUGUCACAUGUUCUGUGACCAAUAUUUGGAUAAAGAAGAAAACAGCAAAAUUAUGGAUGUUGUUUUCCAGUGGCUGACAACAGAAGACAUUCACCUCAAUCAGAUUGAUGCCGAAGACCCAGAGAUUUCUGACUACAUGAUGCUGCCCGACACAGCCACCCUCUCAGAGCGACUCCGAGUGUGUCUGCAGGAGGGCGAUGAGAACCCGCGGGACUUCACCACCCUCUUCGACCUGUCCAUCUACCAGCUGGAUACCACCUCCCUUCCCAAGGUCAUCAAGGCUCAUGAACAGUUAAACGUGAAGCAUGAACCUCUGCAGCUCAUCCAGCCUCAGUUUGAGACGCCACUGCCGGCCCUGCAGCCAGCUGUUUUUCCUCCUAGUUUUAGGGAAUUACCCCCUCCGCCUCUGGAGCUCUUUGACCUGGAUGAGACAUUCUCCUCCGAGAAGGCACGACUUGCUCAGAUUACCAAUAAAUGUACUGAAGAAGACUUGGAAUUCUAUGUCAGGAAGUGCGGUGAUAUUCUUGGAGUGACCAGUAAACUACCAAAGGACCAACAAGAUGCCAAACACAUCCUUGAGCACAUCUUCUUCCAGGUGGUGGAGUUCAAGAAGCUGAACCAGGAACACGAUAUUGACACAAGUGAAAUAGCAUUCCAGAGCAAUUUCUGA
Messenger RNA from Elephantulus edwardii (Cape elephant shrew), 1401 nucleotides. RefSeq names its product intraflagellar transport 52 homolog (Chlamydomonas) (gene IFT52). The coding region runs from base 61 to 1401 and encodes 446 amino acids. The transcript is spliced from 14 exons. Lineage: Eukaryota; Metazoa; Chordata; Mammalia; Macroscelidea; Macroscelididae. Gene Ontology annotation, biological process: cilium assembly; intraciliary transport. The record is from RefSeq and is a predicted model, not a curated record. Gene Ontology annotation, cellular component: cilium; centriole; intraciliary transport particle B.